AUGGACAAGAAGUUUCAGGUGAGUGUGGGGAACCUACACGGCGAGCACACCCUCACCGAGAUCCUGCAGACCUUGCGCGCCACGUACAGUGGCUCGAUUGGCAUCGAGUACAUGCACAUCGGGGACCUGCAGAAGGUGGAGUGGAUCCGUCAGCGGGUGGAGGAUCCCAACUUCAUCCCCUCGGACAGGCACAAGCUGCUCAAGGUGUAUCAGGAACUUCUGAAGAUCGACACCUUCGAGCAAUUUCUGAACACCCAGUACAAAACCACCAAGCGAUUCGGCGUGGACGGGGGCGAGGCGGCGGUAUCUGGUCUGAACGCCGCCAUUGAGAAGGCAGCCAGCAUGGGCAUGUCGGAGUGCGUCAUCGGCAUGCCCCACCGCGGGCGCUUGAACGUGCUUACCAACGUAGUCCGCAAGCCGCUGGUGCAGAUGUUCGCAGAGUUCAAGGGCACGCACUAUGACUUCGAGAAGAUUGUGGAGACGAGUGAGGGGGACGACUGGCUCUUUGCGGGCGACGUCAAGUACCACCUGGGCACUUCACAGGUGUUCAGCCUGGAUGGCAACACCACCAUCCGGGCGACCCUGGAAGCCAACCCUUCGCAUCUGGAGACAGUGAACACCGUGACCCUGGGCCGCGCCAGGGCCAAGCAGUACUACCUGGGCAACACUGCAGAGUCUACCACCCGGGUGUUGCCCAUCCUUUUCCACGGCGAUGCCUCCUUCGCCGGCCAGGGCGUGGUCUACGAAACCAUGCAGCUGGCCCAUGUGCAGGAGUUUGCUGUGGGCGGCACCAUCCACGUGAUCAUCAACAACCAGGUCGGCUUCACCACCGAUCCGGUUGAUGAUCGGUCCACCAUGUACACCUCCGACGUCGGCAAGACAUUCAACCUGCCCAUCUUGCACGUGAACGCCGACGACCCGGCGGCGGUGACCAGCGCCUUCGAGCUGGCGGCGGAGUGGCGCCAGACCUGGGCCACGGAUGUCAUUGUGGAUGUGAUUUGCUACCGCCGCUUCGGGCACAACGAGACGGAUGCGCCAGAGUAUACCCAGCCAGUACUCUACAAGCAGAUCAACAAGCAUCCCAGGACGGAGGCAGUGUAUGCCGCUAGCCUGGUUGAAAGUGGCAUCGCGACGCAGAAGGAGCUGGAGUCCAUGAAGGCUGAUUUGUGGAAGGAACACGAGAAGGCCUUCAAGGCCGCGGACGACUUUAAGCCCGGCGAGGAGGCAGAGUGGGUCGCCACCAAGUGGGAAGGCUUCGUUCGACCCACGGACAAGUCCAACGCCCACCCCACGGGCGUGGACAUCGAGCUGCUGCGCAAGAUUGGUGAGAAGCUUUGCUACACACCUCCGGACUUCAAGGCGCGAUUUCCGUGA
Molecule: messenger RNA, 1374 nt
Organism: Effrenium voratum
Lineage: Eukaryota; Dinophyceae; Suessiales; Symbiodiniaceae
Source: the annotation of a GenBank genome assembly